CGGGCCGCGGCCUCCGCUUCCGGCAGCGCGGGUGACGUGACGGUGCCCCUCCCAAGAUGGCGGACAACCUGCCCUCCGAGUUUGAUGUGGUGGUGAUAGGGACCGGUCUGCCUGAAUCUAUUAUUGCAGCAGCAUGUGCCAGAAGUGGCCAGAGGGUUCUUCAUGUUGAUUCGCGAAAUUACUAUGGUGGAAACUGGGCCAGUUUUAGUUUUUCAGGAUUAUUGUCCUGGAUUAAAGAAAAUCAGCAAAAUACGGAUAUCAAGGAUGAAUGUGAAGACUGGAGAAAAUUGAUCCUUGAGAAUGAAGAAGUUAUUUCUCUUAACAAGAAGGAUAAAACUAUUCAACACGUAGAAGCUUUCUGUUUUGGCGAUGAGGAUGCAGCUGAAGAUGUUGAAGAAGCUGGUGCAUUAGCACGGGUGCCUGCCUUUGGAGCCUCUGUUGCUGAGGAGGGUGCUGAAGAACCAGAAAAAGAAUGCUCACCACUGGAGAGCUCCGUACCUGGGGCUGAGAACUGGGAAUCAGAGAAAGCUACGAGCACGGAUCCAGCAAGUGCAGCAGAAGGAAACAUUACAGAAAUAAACUCUGAGAAUGAAAGUUCUCAUAAUACAGCUUCAGGUGAAUCCACUCUGGAAUUGGGAAAAACUGAAGCUGCACUCUCAGAAGUUUCUGCCCAGGAACCAAAGAAAAUCACAUAUUCCCAAAUUGUUAGAGAAGGCAGAAGAUUUAAUAUUGAUUUAGUUUCUAAGCUGCUUUACUCCCGAGGUCUGUUAAUUGAACUUCUGAUCAAGUCAAACGUUAGCAGAUAUGCAGAGUUCAAAAAUGCAACACGAAUUCUUGCCUUCCGAGAAGGAAAAGUAGAACAGGUACCUUGUUCUAGAGCAGAUGUCUUCAACAGCAGGCAGCUUGCGAUGGUGGAAAAACGAAUGCUAAUGAAAUUUUUGACAUUUUGUUUGGAGUAUGAACAGCACCCUGAAGAAUACCAAGACUACAAGAACAGUACAUUUGCCCAGUUCUUAAAAACACGAAAGUUAACACCUAGCUUGCAGCACUUCGUUCUUCAUUCUAUCGCAAUGGUUUCGGAAAAUGAUUGCAACACUCUUGAAGGUCUUCAGGCAACAAGAAAGUUUCUUCAGUGCCUUGGCCGCUAUGGCAACACACCAUUUUUGUUUCCUCUGUAUGGUCAAGGAGAGAUUCCACAGUGUUUUUGCAGGAUGUGUGCUGUAUUUGGUGGUAUCUAUUGUCUUCGCCAUUCCGUGCAGUGCCUUGUAGUGGACAAAGAAUCAGGACGAUGCAAAGCAGUUGUUGAUCAUUUUGGACAAAGAAUAAGUGCCAGCUAUUUUAUUGUGGAAGAUAGUUACCUUUCAGAGAGCGUAUGCGUAAAUGUGUGUUACAGGCAGCUCUCCAGAGCAGUACUCAUUACAGAUCAGUCUGUGCUAAAGACAGAUUCAGAGCAGCAGGUUUCUAUUUUGACAGUGCCUCCAGUGGAUUUAGGACAACCAGCAGUUUGUGUCAUUGAGCUGUGUUCCUCAACUAUGACAUGCAUGAAGGACACAUAUUUAGUCCAUUUAACCUGUCCAUCAACAAAAACUGCGAGGGAAGAUUUAGAGCCUGUUGUAAGGAAGUUAUUCAGUCUAAACGCUGAAACAGAAAAAGAAACUGAAGGUGAAGAACUGGAAAAACCUAGAGUCCUCUGGGCAGUAUAUUUUAACAUGAGAGAUUCUUCAGGAAUUGACAAAAAUUCAUACAGUGGUUUGCCCUCAAAUGUGUAUGUCUGUUCUGGUCCAGACUCAGCUUUAGGAAAUGACUGUGCUGUCAAACAGGCUGAGACUAUUUUCCAGGAAAUGUUUCCUACAGAGGAAUUUUGUCCAGCACCACCAAAUCCAGAAGAUAUUAUUUAUGAUGAAGAUGAGAUUGCAUCAGAAGAGACAGGAUUCAAUAAUUCACCAGAGACAAAACCUGAAUCCUCGCUUCAGGAAAGCAGUAGCAGAGGUAGUACUGGUGUUAAAGAGCUUAAUGAGGAAUGAAUUAGCUCCAUUCUCUUAGCAGAAGAGGCACUUGGCAAAAGUUAAAGUUAAAGGGAGGAAGGGGAAAAAAAAAA
This is a messenger RNA of Meleagris gallopavo (turkey), 2098 nucleotides long. It is a transcript of the gene CHM, whose product is annotated as CHM Rab escort protein. NCBI's taxonomy places the organism in Eukaryota, Metazoa, Chordata, Aves, Galliformes, Phasianidae. Gene Ontology annotation, cellular component: nucleus; Rab-protein geranylgeranyltransferase complex; cytosol. Gene Ontology annotation, biological process: vesicle-mediated transport; intracellular protein transport; small GTPase-mediated signal transduction. Gene Ontology annotation, molecular function: GDP-dissociation inhibitor activity. The record is from RefSeq and is a predicted model, not a curated record.